Etheostoma cragini (Arkansas darter) is the source of this 1010-nucleotide messenger RNA. RefSeq names its product tau-tubulin kinase 1-like. The coding region runs from base 417 to 974 and encodes 185 amino acids. Lineage: Eukaryota; Metazoa; Chordata; Actinopteri; Perciformes; Percidae. The transcript has 6 exons. The record is from RefSeq and is a predicted model, not a curated record.
CCGCCGCCGCCACGGUGUGAGCCAUCGUGACGCCGGUUCCUGGAGAUCUGCAGCGGGAGAACACGGACGACGUCUUGCAGGACGAACAUCUCAGCGAUCAGGAGAACGCCCCGCCGGUACCGCCUAGCCGCCCCCCCGGAGAGACGGGCGUCCCCCUGGCCGGGGACACCGGAGAGGCCUGGGAAGACACGGACUUCAACCGCAACAGACUCAGGAUCAGCCUAAACAAGGGUGCUCAGGAGGAGGACUCGGGUCGAGGUGCGUGUCCAGCGUCGCCGGUCUGCGGCGGAGUCCCGGAGUCACCGACGGGUCAGGGUCGGUCGUUACGGUACCGCCGGAUCAACAGCCCUGAAUCUGAGCGCCUGUCUGCAGCCGAGGGCCGCGCCGACGCCUAUGGACAGAGGUCCCGGUUGGACAUGCUCGGGUCUCCGUCCCGUCACGUCUACUCCUCCCAGCCGGCCCAGAUGCUGUCUGUGGACCCUGGUUGCCGUGGAGACCGGCAGGCCAGCGGGCGCCAGGAGAUGUCGGUGGCGUCGGUGGACCAGGAGGCGCACAGCAACGCCUUCAUCCGCUCGGUGCCGCUGGCCGAGGAGGAGGACUUCGACAGCAAGGAGUGGGUGAUCAUCGACAAGGAGGCGGAGCUCCGAGACUUCCAGCCAACCACGUCGGGGACCACGGACGAGGAGCCCGAGGAGCUCCGCCCCCUGGAGGAGCAGGAGGAGCGCCGGAGGCUCAGGGCCGCAGGAGGCGAGCUGGUGGUCCGUCCUAAGACCCACACCCGGGACAACAGCCGCGGGAUGCUAACGCUAACGGAGGAGGAGGCGUCGCGGAGGAGUGGCGGCAGCCCCGCCCAGUCGCCCUGCCACUCGCUGCCGUCGGGACGCCCCCGCCGGAGAGAGUCGGACCCCAUCGGACCACACAGACCGGUAAGAGACACAGCCAGCCAAUCAGAGCCCAUGUUGGCGGACAGAUGAGGAAGUGGGCGGCCGCUGUACAGGGCGGUUAGCGCU